Indicator indicator is the source of this 1482-nucleotide messenger RNA. RefSeq names its product general transcription factor IIA subunit 1 like (gene GTF2A1L). Bases 1 to 1482 code for a protein of 493 amino acids. Gene Ontology annotation, cellular component: transcription factor TFIIA complex. NCBI's taxonomy places the organism in Eukaryota, Metazoa, Chordata, Aves, Piciformes, Indicatoridae. The transcript is spliced from 9 exons. Gene Ontology annotation, biological process: transcription initiation at RNA polymerase II promoter; transcription by RNA polymerase II. The record is from RefSeq and is a predicted model, not a curated record.
AUGGCUAACGCUAACCCCUUGCUUAAACUCUACAAGUCCAUUAUUGAAGAUGUGAUUGAAGGUGUGCGGGAGCUCUUUGCAGAAGAAGGUUUAGAGGAACAGGUUCUGAAGGACUUGAAGCAGCUUUGGGAAACCAAGGUGAUGCAGUCUAAAGCAACAGAAGGCUUCUUCAGACACAGCCACCGUUCUCAACAAUUUACCAUGCAGUUGCCACACAAUUUGCACCAGGUUCUGCAGGCUCCAGCAGCUUCUUUAAUCAUCCCAACUGGCAGAGGUUUUCAGCCUUUCACAGCAGCAGGCCUGGGUGCUUCACAAGUAGGUGCAACUCUUGCUCUCCCUUCAAGUAUUGCUUAUCCUAUCCAUGUACCAGCUGGAGUGACACUGCAGACAGCAUCUGGGCGGCUUUAUAAGGUAAAUAUGCCUGUUAUGGUUGCACAGGCCUCAGGAGAUGCAAAUGUUCUCCAUCCUGUUCAGCAGUUAUUUCAGCCCCUGGUGCAGCCUUCUGUUCUGCAAGCCAGUGCUGCCAGCCUUGCACAGGUGAAUGCAGCUUCUGCCCAGGCAGCUGCUGAAACUUUGCAACCCCAGGAGGCUGCUGUCCAACAGGCCACGAUGUUUCAACCAAAUGCCAUGGAGAAGAACCACCUGGAGAGCUCUGCCAGUGUUACUUUGGUCCAGCAGCCUCCUGCGAGUCAGCAGCAGCCUGCAGCUGAUAUGGUGUUGAAUCAGUGCUCAAGCUCAACAGAAGAACCCCAGCAGGCUAAUCUUCACACAGCCAUGUUUGAUCCAGAAUCCUCUGAAGGCUUUGCUUUUGCUGAAUCCUUGCCAAACAACGCAGGCAGUAUACUGCAGGAUGUAGAGGGGCAGUUAGACAUCAAGCCUCAGGAGCUGGCAGGGCAGCAGGUGUCUGAUGAUAUCAUUGACCUGAUUAUCAUGGGCAAAGAUGUGGAUGAUGACACACUUCUGAAAUGCCAGGACAGCACUGCCUCCUCUGACAAGAUGGAACCAACAGAGCAGAUGGAAUCUAAUUUGCAGUCAGAGAAGGAUAUCUGCAGUGACAUUGAAGGCAUAAUUCAGCUGGAUGGGACUGGUGAUGUUUUUCCCAAGGAAGAAAUACCACACAGGGACAGGGAAGAGAAUUUAUUCGUUGGCAUUAAUGAAUCAGAGGAUCUAAAAGUUCUGGAGGAUAAUGAAGACGACGAUGAAGAAUGUGACAGUGUUUCAACCACAGAGUCUAGCGGCAGUGGUGGUGAUAAUGAAGAGCUCCAAAUAGAUGUAGUUGAGGAGGACCCCUUAAAUUCUGAUGAUGAUGUCAGUGAACAGGACAUUCCAGAUUUGUUUGACACUGACAAUGUGAUAGUCUGUCAGUAUGACAAGAUACAUCGAAGCAAGAACAAAUGGAAGUUCUUCUUAAAAGAUGGAGUGAUGGCCCUUGAGGGUAAAGAACAUGUUUUUGCCAAAGCUGUUGGAGAUGCAGAGUGGUGA